CGUAUUGAUCGUAAGAUUGAAUUUCCUCCACCAAAUGAAGAAGCUCGUUUAGAUAUUCUCAAAAUUCAUUCGCGUAAAAUGAACUUGACCCGCGGCAUUAAUUUGCGUAAAAUAGCGGAACUUAUGCCGGGAGCUUCUGGUGCAGAAGUUAAGGGCGUUUGCACAGAAGCUGGUAUGUACGCAUUGCGUGAGCGUCGUGUGCAUGUUACUCAAGAAGAUUUUGAAAUGGCUGUCGCUAAAGUUAUGCAGAAGGAUUCCGAGAAGAACAUGUCCAUUAAGAAAUUAUGGAAGUAAAUUUCAAAACUUUUAUAUAUUUAUACACCGAGUAUCAUAAAAUGAUUAUUGAUUUGUAAUUGAAUUAUCAUUUCUUGGAUCUUCACAAUUAAAAAUUAAAAACUUAGAAUAACAUUAAUGUUUUUUGUGAGAAACGCAUA
Molecule: messenger RNA, 434 nt
Organism: Teleopsis dalmanni
Lineage: Eukaryota; Metazoa; Arthropoda; Insecta; Diptera; Diopsidae
Product: 26S proteasome regulatory subunit 8
Biological process (GO): proteasome-mediated ubiquitin-dependent protein catabolic process
Cellular component (GO): proteasome regulatory particle, base subcomplex
Molecular function (GO): ATP binding; ATP hydrolysis activity; proteasome-activating activity
Source: RefSeq, a predicted model, not a curated record